Molecule: messenger RNA, 4054 nt
Organism: Dermochelys coriacea (leatherback sea turtle)
Lineage: Eukaryota; Metazoa; Chordata; Testudines; Dermochelyidae
Product: adhesion G protein-coupled receptor E3-like
Exons: 20
Coding region: 104-3001 (965 amino acids)
Biological process (GO): cell surface receptor signaling pathway; adenylate cyclase-activating G protein-coupled receptor signaling pathway
Cellular component (GO): membrane
Molecular function (GO): G protein-coupled receptor activity; calcium ion binding
Source: RefSeq, a predicted model, not a curated record
GAAAUAAGUCAACUUGGCUUCCUGUCUAAUUUCUCCAAGAUUAGAAGUCUGCAAAGUUCAGAAUCCUCAGAACUUGACCUGCCCUAACAGUGUCUGAGCCACCAUGGGAACCCGAGGUGACAUGUAUCCAUUGGGACUCUGCAUUGCCCUGUACCUGUCGGGCACAGUGGCCCAGAAUAAUGGCACACAAGGUACCACUGAGGACUGCAUCAAAUAUAUGCUCUGCCCAUCAAACGCCAAGUGUGUGAACAACACCCACUGCACCUGCCUGCAUGGGUACCGGUCAGGAAAGGAUCGCUUCUUCACCGACCCAAUGGAGACCUGUGACGAUAUUAAUGAGUGUCUGGGGCCGAGCCUGGCAGACUGUGGACCCAACACAAACUGCAACAACACGGCUGGGACUUACUUCUGCACCUGCAUCAAUGGCUACGAGCCCAGCUCUGGGAAAGGCCAAUUCAUGAAUGCGAGUGAGAACACCUGCCAGGAUAUUGAUGAGUGUCGAGGCUCGAGCCCGGCAGACUGUGGACCCCACGCAAACUGCACCAACUUGCCUGGGAGUUACUCCUGCAGCUGCAUCCAUGGCUACGAGACCAGGUCUGGGAAAGACAAGUUCACGCACGCGAGGGAGAACACCUGCCAAGAUAUUGACGAGUGUCUGGGGCUCACUGGAGUAAACUGCGGACCCCACGCAAACUGCACCAACGUGCCUGGGAGUUACUCCUGCACCUGCAUCCAUGGCUACGAGCCCAGCUCUGGGAAAGCCAAGUUCAUGCACGCGACUGGGGACACCUGCCAGGACAUUGACGAGUGCCAGCAAAACGCCACAGUCUGUGAGCCCCAUGGGAACUGCAUCAACAUGCCAGGGAGUUACAGGUGUAAAUGCAGUUGGGGAUUUGGGAAAAGUCAAAAGGAUGCGUCUAAGAUCUGCACAGACAUCGACGAGUGCCACAAGAUCCCAAAUAUCUGCGGCCCCAACGCCACGUGUAUCAACACCAAUGGGAGCUACCGGUGUGAGUGCCGGGCCGGCUACGUCCCCUCCAACAGGAACACGACUCUGUGCCAAGAACUCCAAGUCCCCAGCAUUAACUCCAGUGCUGAGUUUGAGGGAAUCAAAGAGACAUGCAGGAAUUUCUCUCUGCAGGUAAAGCGGAGCAGCGGAAACAGCAGUUUUUGCUCUUUCUUUAAUUCGACCUUAGAGAUUCUGAUCUCCACGUGUGGAGACGGGAGUGCGACGUUAUCACUGGAGGCCACGACUCGCUCUUUCAACUCCCUCCUGAACAGCACCUCCCUCUGGGAUGGCAGAGACAAGCAGGAGGUGGGGUCGGCCGUGACGGUCCUGCUGCAGAGCUUGGAACUCGCUGCACUGGCCACUGCGCUCCGGUCCCCGGAGAGGACAACACAGAACGUGACGACAGAGUCUCUGGCUAUCCAGACACGGCUCGUCACUGGGGACUGCAGCCGGGACAGCGACGUCUUCACGCUGAGAGCUCACAAGGACACGAUGGAAGUGCACUGUGAUACAGUCAUCGGGGCAGCCACACAAGCAGGUUUGGGGGCUGCUGCUUUUAUUUCCUACUCCACCCUGGACUCCAUCAUCAGUGCGAGACAUCUCAGCAAGGGAAAUCUACGGGCUGGUGGGAAGCUGGAGAAGAGUCAUCUCAAUUCCAGGGUGGUGAGUGGGGCCGUUGGAGACGGGAGACCCAUUAACCUCUCCAGACCCACAAACUUCACCCUGCGCCACAGACAGGCCAAAAAACAGGAGGAAGAGGCUCUCUGCGUCUACUGGAAAGUAGUGGCCGAGAGCAGCAGCUGGUCUCCGGAGGGCUGCACCACCGGGCACACGAACAGCACUCACACCACCUGCCGCUGUGACCAUCUCUCCAGCUUCGCCGUCCUAAUGGCUCCCACCACAGUGACGGUAUCUCCCCGUGAGGCUUGGAUCACAGGGCUGGACCCUAAGCUCCGCACUCAGCCAUUGGCAAAGCUCUCCCCAGAGGCUUUGCUGGGGGAAAGGCUGAGUCGGAACCGAGGGGGCUGGGCUGGGGUCACUGGUGAUUCUCCCUUUGCUGUGUUACAGGAGAGUGACCCACUGACCAUCAUCACCUACGUGGGACUGACCCUCUCUCUGCUGUGCCUCUUCCUCGCCAUCCUCACCUUCCUCCUGUGUCACUCCAUCCGCAACGUCAGCACCUCCCUCCACCUGCAGCUCUGCCUCUGCCUCUUCCUGGCCGACCUGCUCUUCCUCACCGUUGAGACCCGCACCGGCAGUCGGGUACGGCCUGAUUCUCCCCUGCUCUGCUCCUCCACUCGCAGCAGGGCUGGGGUGGCAUGUGCUGUCAUUGCUGGCCUCCUACACUACCUCUUCCUGGCCUGCUUCUCCUGGAUGUUCCUGGAGGGGUUACACCUCUUCCUCACCGUCCAGAACCUGAAGGUCGUGAAUUACACCAGCGCCAGCCGGUUCAAGAAGAGAUUCAUGUACCCGUUCGGCUAUGGAUUCCCAGCCCUGGUGGUGGCUAUUUCUGCAGCGGUGAAUCACAAAGGCUAUGGAACUUCCAAACACUGCUGGCUCAGCCUGGACAGAGGCUUUCAUUGGAACUUCCUGGGUCCAGUCUGUGCCAUAAUCCUGAUAAAUAUAAUGUUCUUUGCCCUUACCCUGUGGAUCCUGAGAAACAGACUCUCCUCCCUCAAUGCAGAUGUGUCCACUCUCAGAGACCACAGGUUACUGACCUUUAAAGCCAUUGCCCAGCUUUUCAUUCUGGGCUGCACAUGGAGCCUUGGUCUCCUCCAGGUAGGACCAGCAGCCACGGUCAUGGCGUAUUUAUUCACCAUCGUCAACAGCCUGCAGGGAGCCUUCAUCUUCCUGGUGCACUGUCUCCUCAAUCGGCAGGUGAGAGAGGAGUACAGGAGAUGGAUCAAGGGAUUCCGAACUUCCAGAACGAAAUCUCAGACAUCCAAUCUAUCCAUGUCUGCUGUCCCCACCACCAGCACCAAGACGGAGUAACCCUUCUGCCAGGUGGAGGCGGCAGCAACCAGGGCCAGGUUCAAUACCUAGCAGUUCCAAUACAAAACAGAACCAGCUGGAGCCCCCUGAGAUGUUGCACUCCAUACGCUUUAUGGAAAUAUGCUUAUGAAUAUGACAUAACUGGAAUAUGCUUUACGCUAAAUACCCCCUUGUAGGGUGUCUUUAGAAAGCUUGUAAUCUACUAAGUGUGUUCAUCCUAUUUGUUUGCAUGUUUUAUUUCUAUAUCUGGAGUUAGGAGAAUAAGAUACAAACUUGUAUCACGGAUGAAGUGGAGGCCAUUAAGGGUGCUCCAGAAACAAUCAGUCGUAAAUGGCCUUAGUUACUUGAAAGCCUUCCUGCGUACGUGUGGGCCAGCCCACAGGGAAUGGAGACUAGGGGUCUUACAGUGACAUGUAAUGGAAUCCAUCUUAAACCUGGUACAUUUCCAUUUAGAAGGAGGGGUGGGGACCCAGUGAGACAAAAGAUUCCUGCCUUGUGCCAAAGCUAUAAAGGGGGUAGAGCAGGACAAAGGGGGUUCCAGUCAUGAGAAAAUCCCAGGUUACCACCUGAGAUGGCUGCUGAAUCGAACAAAGACUGUACCAGGGGAAAGGACUGGGCCCAGACUAGGAAGGAUUCUAGUCUGUGAAAGAAGCUAAUUGGAACAUCUUUGAGGGUGAGUUAUUACCUGUAAUCAAAAACAACGAGGAGUUUGGUGGCACCUUAAAGACAAACAGAUUUAUUUGGCAUAAGCUUUCUUGGGUAAAAAACCCACUUCUUCAGAUGCAAGUGGGUUUUUUACCCUUGAAAGCUUAUGCCCAAAUAAAUCUGUCAGCCUUUUAGGUUUUCACCAGACUCCUCGUUGGUUUUGUGGAUACAGACUAACACAACUCACCCCCUCAUACUUGAUAGCUGUAAUCAGUUUCUUAAUGUCCUAUGCUUAGACUUGCGUGUUUUGUUUUAUUUUGCUUUGUGACUUACUUUGUUCUGGCUGUUAUUACUUGAAACCACUUAAAUCCUACUCUUUAUACUUAAUAAAAUCACUUCUGAAUAUUA